Rhagoletis pomonella (apple maggot) is the source of this 3127-nucleotide messenger RNA. RefSeq lists its product as uncharacterized. The coding region runs from base 245 to 3007 and encodes 920 amino acids. The transcript is spliced from 3 exons. Lineage: Eukaryota; Metazoa; Arthropoda; Insecta; Diptera; Tephritidae. The record is from RefSeq and is a predicted model, not a curated record. Gene Ontology annotation, molecular function: protein dimerization activity.
UGGCAAUGCUGCAAUUUUUUCACUAGCAACCCUGCACAUAAGCUAUCCAAAAGAAGUUUCGCGAUAUCAAAUUGCCGACAUUUUAGAGAAAAUAAUUAUUCCAAAAAUAUUAAAAAGCAUCGGAAAAGUAAGAAGUACAUUGCUAUAGUGCAAAUUAUACGAUUUUCAAAGCAGUCGAAUCAGUAAUAACCCUACCAAUUGUAUUUUGCGAUACUUGGAAAGAUUAAACAAAGCGACGUAAAAUAUGGCUUUACCCAAUUUAUCACACGCCGACUUGGAAAAGUUGAAAAUUUUCAUAAAUUUUGUAUCUGAGAAUCCAACUGUGCUUAAUUUGCCGCAGCUGCAGUUUGUAAAGGAAUUUGUUGAAAAAUUUGGAGGCAAAGUGCCCCCAGGGGAAUUUAAGAUGCCUACUGGAGCCGCUGGAGGAAAAUGUCCAUUUGGCGGAGACGCUGGGACAGCAAGUGAUGGUGCUAGUGGUAUGAACGUCGAUGAAUCGGAAGAGUCGGAUGUGGAAGAAUCUGAACCAGAAUCUGAGGUUGAGCUGAAUAUGGAAGCUAAAACAAAAACUAAGCGGAAAAGGCAGAAAAAGGAAUUGGAUUGGACACCGCCCACAACUUCUUAUGAAAAUUUCAUCAACACAAAUACAGUUUACAUGGGUGACACUAAAGAAGCUAAAAAGGCACAAAAGAGUAUAAAAACUGAGCAUGAGCAUUCUGCUGAAUCUGAUAUGGAUCAGGAUGACAAGGAAGAAUAUGAAUGUCCUGUAGAGGCUGUGUAUGGCACUGACGCAGAAGAUGACAAUAUUGAUGAGGAUCCUAUUAAAACUAAUAUCGCAUCGGUUGCCAUGAAAUGUGAAAUCGAUAGCGAUGUCGACAACGAUGUUGACAACGAUAUUCAGGACGAAAAUUACAAAGAGGAUGACAAUGACAAGGGCUCAGAGAGUAGUGAUUCUGAUGUCGUCGCUCCAGUACGAAGGCAAACACGAAGUAGCAGAAGAAUCGCACGCGCAAAGAAAGGAAAGCGUGGACGCAAAAAUCGCAAAAUUCUUAGUGAAUAUGAGCCUAGAAAGAAAAUUCGAAGACCCAGACCAGCAAAUUGUCUUGAAAAAUGCAAAAAACAGUGCGCUAAAAUUGAUCAAGAACAACGUAUGAAAUUGUGCAAAGAAUUCUGGGCACUUGAUUUUGUAGAGCGCAAGAAUCAUUUGUUAACUUGUGUACAGCGUAUGCCACUUGGUAAGAUGCGUAUUAUAAACAGAGUUAAAGAAUCACGGCAACACACAAAUCAUUACUUCUUGACUACUAGUAGUGGUGAGCGUGUAAGGGUGUGUUUAAGUUUCUUCCUGAAAACACUUGUAAUUAGUAAUUUUCUGGUAAAAAGCGCGCUGGAGAAUACCGAUGACCAAGGUAAAUUUACUGGAAUAGAUUUACGUGGAGGCAGCGGUGAGGGGAGACGCUUGAAAACUGAAAUGGCAAAACAACGGAGACAAAAUUCAGGCGAUGUUGGCAAUUCUUCUAAAAACUCUAUCAGUGAGUCAACAGAUGAACAGAAGUCGCCGUCUAACAUGGAAGAUGACUUAAGUAAACCAGAAGUACUAGAUGUUAAAAAUUUGGAGACACUUAAGCCAAUUGAACGUGAGGAACCAACUAAUCUAAGUGAACCUGAAGAACAGGCUAAGCCAACUGAACCUGUGGAACUAACACUAGCAAAGCCAGUAGAAACUGCGGCUGCGGAAUUUUCAGCACUCACAAUUGAUGCAAAUAAAACAAUGGAGGAUUUGGCAACUCCACCGACUCGACCGAAACCACCAGGCAGAAAACCAAAAUCUGAAAAUAGUACUCCCAGGAGAAGAAGAUCCGAACAGAGAAUACGUGUACCACAGCCAGUGAAUUGUGCUGAAAUAUGCCGCUUUAAAUGCCACACUAAAUUUACCGAAGAGCAACGUGUGCAGUUGUGCGCGGCUUUCUGGCGCUUGGGUUACAAAAGGCGCAAAGAUUUCGUUUUGUCACGCGUGGAAGUGCAUGAGAAUACAACUACAACAGCUGCGGAGUAUCGCAAAUCGAAUCGAGUGCGCACUUUCACCAAUCGCUAUUUCCUACGUGGCCAACGUGGUGAAAAUGUACGUGUCUGCUCACGUUUCUUCUUUGCAACACUUUGUGUCGGAAACCAUUUCUUGGCUAAUGCACAGAAGAAUGUUGACAAACAGACAGGUGCAUAUGCAGGCGAAGAUAUGCGCGGACGUGCUACACCGAAAAAUAAAAUACCCUUGGAACUUGUGCGCGAUGUACACCAACAUAUUAACAGCUAUCCGACUUGGGUGCCUUGCAAAAGCUACAAGACACGUUAUCUGCACAGUUCAUUGAACAUCGUUAAAAUGUAUGGUGAAUAUAAAGAAGAAAUGGAACGUCUUAAUAAGCCCGCAGUCAGUGGAAGUUUCUUCCGGAGAAUAUUUCAUAAAGAUUUCAAAUUGGCUUUUCUGCAAGCUAAAUCUAAGCAUGCGCAUAAAGUCAGCGCACAGAGGAGUAACAGUAGCGCACCUAGUGCUGUAAUUGCUACUAGUAGUACUUGCGCGAAGGUAGAUGACCCAGUGGUGAUUAGUAGCAACAUAACUAUUACCACAGCCACAGGCCCAUCAUUGGGCAAAAAAACGAAUCCAAACAUUUCCGAUUUCACCGGUGAAGAAGGGGGCUUCUGGACGCAGCUAACGCCAAAUGCAACUGAAACUAUGAAAUUUCUGCAACAGCGGUAUGCACCUCAGGCGGCAACUGCGGUGAUUAUGCAGCCCCUAUAUAUUCAUCAGCAGCAGCAGCAGCAGCAGCAACAGCAACUCCAACAACAACAGCUACAGCAACAGCUUCAACAACAACAAGUUGCACCGGCCCCACAACCAGCAACUUUGCCUGCAGCUGCCUACCAUUUGCCGCAAGCCAUCAGCUAUGUGCAUCAGCCACACAUUAUGAAUGCCGGUUAUGAAAGCGAAGAACGCGCACAAAAUUUCCAUAUGCUCUAAAUGAUUUUCAUUCGCUGCACUUUUUAGUUGAUAGUAAGAAGUAGUAUAUUUAACAUUAAGUAUGGAUUAAUCUAUUUACGCCUAUUCGUAUACAAAAUAAAGUACACAAAACUAAAAUCC